Molecule: messenger RNA, 3870 nt
Organism: Camelina sativa (false flax)
Lineage: Eukaryota; Viridiplantae; Streptophyta; Magnoliopsida; Brassicales; Brassicaceae
Source: RefSeq, a predicted model, not a curated record
AAACAGGAAUGCCACUGAACGACUCCCCCACCCACACUGAUCACUGCCUUAAGUCAGGAACACUACUUCUCUCAGGAUCCCUUAUAAAUAUAUCCCUAGGAGUCUGUUUAGAAAGAUAAGGUCGACUCGAGCCUAGGGGAAAACAAAGGAAACUUAAGUCUUUAAUCUCCAGAAUCCUCUGCUAAAUAAUAACAUGUACGUGGUGAAACGCGAUGGAUGGGUGGAAACUUUUGACUUGGAGAAGAUUAAAGUGCGACUUAAGAAGCUUUGCAGUUACCAUUGUAACCCGCUCCUCGUUGCUCAAAAAGUCUCUGCUCGUUUCUACAAUGGAAUCACCACGACUCAACUCGACGAAUUGGCUGCUGACGCGGCUGCUUCCAUGUCUUGCAACCAUCCUCAUUAUGCCUACCUUGCUGCUAGGAUUGCUGUCUCAAAUCUUCACAAGAACACUAAGAAUUCAUUUUCUGAGACGGUUGCAGAAAUAUACCACCGUGUCGAUGAGACAUCUGGACUCAAGGCUUCUCUAAUAGAUGAGCAUGUAUCUAGGAUAGUUAUGGAGAACGCUGCUCGUCUGGAUAGUGAAAUCAUAUAUGACCGUGAUUUUGAUUAUGAUUACUUCGGGUUUAAAACGCUUGAGAGGUUGUAUCUCUUGAAAGUCAAUGGGAAAGUUGUUGAAAGGCCUCAACACAUGCUCAUGAGGGUUGCUGUUGGCAUCCACAUGGAAGAUAUUGAUUCCGCAAUAAAAAGUUACCAUUUGCUGUCUCAGAGAUUGUUCACUCAUGCGUCUCCUACUCUCAUCCAUGCAGGAACUCCAAAGCCUCAAUUAAGUAGCAGCUUUCUUAUCUGCAUGAAAGAUGAUAGCAUCGAGGCCACACUCCAAAAGUGUGCUGCUGUAAGCAAAUCUACUGGCAGUAUUAGUGUUUCAGUUCAUAACAUUCGGGUCACAAAUGGCAUUGUUCCAAUUCUGGAUGAUGUUGCUCAAGGAGGAGGACCCUUUGUUGUAUACAUGGAGCCAUGGCAUGCUGACAUCUUUGAGUUUAUAAAGCUCCAGAAGAACCACGGAAAGGUGGAGGAGCAUAUGGCUAGAGCUCUCUGGAUUCCAGAUCUUUUCAUGGAGAGAGUCAAGAGUGAUGGGAAGUGGUCACUGUUUUGUCCUAAUGAAGCUCCAGGAUUGGCUGAUUGCUGGGGCCUAGAUUUUGAGAGACUUUACACAAAGUAUGAAAGAGAGGGAAAGGCCAAGAAGGUUUUUGAGGCGUUGGACCUUUAUUUUGACAUCUUGACAUCUCAGGUAGAAACAGGAAUGCCAUACAUGCUUUUCAAGGAUUCAUGCAACAGAAAAAGCAAUCAGCAAAAUCUUGGUACCAUAAACUCCUCCAGUUUAUGUACUGGAGUUAUUGAGUACACUAGUCCAACAGAAACUGCUGUUUGCAAUAUUGCGUCGAUUGCUUUGCCCAGAUUUGUUAGGGAGAAAGACAUCCCAUUGGAGUCUCAUCCAUCUAUGCUUGCUGGCAGUCUGCGCUCAAGGAGUCGUUACUUUGAUUUUGACAAGCUAGCCGAGGUAACUGCUACUGUUACUAAUGAUCUCGAUAGGAUAAUAGACAGAACCAACUAUCCUGUGGAGACUGCAAAAACUUCAAACAUGCGUCAUAGACCUAUUUGUAUUGGUGUACAAGGUCUUGCAGAUGCAUUUGUCCUACUUGGAAUGCCAUUUGACUCUCUACAGGCCAAACAACUAAAUAUGGAUAUAUUCGAAACCAUAUACUACCAUGCACUCAAUGCAUCUUCAGACCUUGCUGCAAGAUAUAAUGCGUAUGAGACAUACAAAGGAAGUCCCAUGAGCAAGGGGAUUCUUCAACCUGACAUGUGGAAUGUGACUCCAUCAAACCGCUGGGACUGGGAUUUUCUUAGGGACAUGAUAUCAAAGAAUGGAGUGAGGAACUCUCUUUUAGUAUCACUGAUGCCAACUGCUUCAACCAGUCAGAUUCUCGGGAACAAUGAAUCUUUCGAGCCAUAUGCAUCAAACAUCUACAGCCGCAGAGGAUUGAGUGGGGAAUUCAUACUUGUAAAUAAGCAUCUUCUUCAUGAUUUGACUGAAAUGGGUCUUUGGACUCCAACACUGAAAGAGAAGGUCAUUAUUGAGAAUGGUUCGAUAUGUAAUGUCCCUGAGAUACCUGAUGACUUGAAAGCUAUCUACAGAACUGCAUGGGAGAUUAAACAAAAAACCGUGGUUGACAUGGCUACUGAUCGUGGAUGCUACAUAGAUCAAAGCCAGAGCUUAAAUAUACGCUUGGAAGAACCUACCCACCGAAAGCUCAGUUCCUUACACUUCUAUGUUUGGCGUAAGGGUCUGAAAACUGGGAUGCACUGCCUGAUGACUGACCCUGCGAUCAAGAAAGUAAAUCCUGCGAUGGCGGCGAUCAAUUCGUCUACAACGGCGCCGAUCUAUUCAUCUUCUUCCUCAUGGAAGAACAAGCAUCUUCCCACACCAAGAACCCUUGCCGUUGUAUCGUACUUCGCCACCAUUAUCUCCUUCUACUGCUCAUCCUAUUACAUUUCUCUUACGUCAACAAAGAAACUGAUUCCGCUCGCCUUCUUCUCAGUGUGCUUCGUCCCACUUUUCCCACUCCCUCGUCUGAAUCUUGAGAACCGCUUCAAUGGUAUACACCGUUGGGCUUUGUGUAAGUCGGUUGGUUCUUUCGCUUGCUACUACUUCUUUAAUUGGCUAGGCUCAUCUAUCAAGAUGGAGAGUGACAUGUUCUUGAUGAACACGUCUCUGUUCUUCCUCUUCUAUCUCAUCGCCAUGGAUCAUAUCUACGACACUAAUGAACAUGUCGGUCUGUGUGAUGGUAUCUUAUUUGCGGGUUUUGGUUUGAUGACGGAGGAAAAUACCAUCCCCCAAUUCGUUGUUAUUUGUGUUGGUUCAGUACUCUGCUUCUUGAAAAACUUCCGUCAAUUAUGGAAAUGUCAUGGAGGGAGUCAGCUUGAAGACGGAGAUGGAGAUGAUGACAGUCUCACCGCUGACAAUAUGGGGAAGGCCAGAACAGUUGCCGUCAUAUCCUACUUUGCCACCGUCUGCCUCUUCCUCCGCUCAACGUUCUUCGCCUCUCUCCCAAUUAAAAAGCUUUGGGUCCCGGUCAUCACUUUCGUCGUAUGUACCCUUCUACUCUUUCCCCUCCCACGGCUACGUCUUCAGAGGCGUCUGAACAACACACACAGUUACGCCAUCUGUAAAUCCAUUGGGUCGUUUGGGUGCAAUUACGCCUUCAACUCGUUGGGAUCUUCGGUUACUCUCGAUCAGGAUAGUUUUCUGAGUCAAGCUUCACUCACAUUUGCCAUCUUAUUAAUUGCUUUCGAUUACUUGUAUGAAGUUGAUGAGGAUUUUCAAGUGUGCGAUGGUUAUCUUUUCGCUGGCUUUGGCUUGAUGAUGGGUCAGCAAAAGAUACCACAGUGGGUUGUCGCUGUGAUAGGAAUAGGUCUUUGUUUUAUUAAGAACUACUUGCAGCUAUGGAGGAAGGCUGAUGCUCUCAAGUAUCCUAUAAGUAAAAGGUGUGACAUUGAGAAUAAAGGGAGCGAGAGGGAUCAUGAUGAGUAAUAAAAAAAAAUACUGAGACCGCUGGAGAUGGAACAGAGGAAUCAAAGGGUGAAGUAUGACAUAAAGUAGUGGCACCAAUUAUAUUGCUUUUUAGAGCUUGGUGUAGAGUAGUAUGUAGCGUAGUAGAAAUAUAGGGAAAAAGUUAUGAAACAAAUAUAAAUACGAUUCCAGAUUUUAUUUGUGUUCACCAUAUUUAUUUCUUUAAUUGUGAUACACUAGCGAUGAAAAUCUUCGAAUUUUUUAUAACAUUAAAAUCUGGGUUUAUGAAACUAGUACUG